Molecule: messenger RNA, 1365 nt
Organism: Podarcis lilfordi (Lilford's wall lizard)
Lineage: Eukaryota; Metazoa; Chordata; Lepidosauria; Squamata; Lacertidae
Source: the annotation of a GenBank genome assembly
AUGGAGCAGGAAGAGGAUCUGAUUACCCAGAGUUCAAGGGAUCUACCUGAGGCUCCUAGAGGACACAUAGCAGGCGGUGGGCCUGGGAUGGGGGGACUUGCGGGCGAGCCAGCCCCUUACAAGUGCUCCGUUUGCCGAAAGAGGUUCAACAAGACAUCCAACCUGGUCCAGCACGAGAAGAUCCACACGGGCGAGAAGCCCUACAAAUGCUCGCAGUGCGGGAAAAGGUUCACCCGGAGCAACAACCUGGCCGAGCACGAGAGAAUCCACACAGGAGAGAAGCCUUUCAAAUGUCCCGAGUGCGGGAAGACCUUCAACCGCAGCUCCAUUCUGCUCAGGCACCGGAGGAUCCAUACGGGAGACAAGCCCUACAAGUGCCCCCGGUGCGGGAAGAGUUUCAACGAGAGCGCCCGGCUCCGGGUGCACCAAAGGACUCACCUGACAGAGGUGGCCUACCUCAUCGACAGCAACGGGGAGGCCACGGCCAUCGACACGAGCGGCGUGGCCCACAGUUGCUCCGACUGCGGCAAGACCUUCAGCCUCUACUCCAACCUGACGAAGCACCAGAGGAUUCACACGGGCGAGAAGCCGUACCGCUGCGCCCAGUGCGGGGUCCACUUCAGCGAGGCCUCCAACCUGAUCCGCCACCAGAGGUACCACGCACGAGACAAGCCCUUCCAGUGCCCCAUGUGCCAGAAGAGCUUCGGCCAGAGCUCACACCUCAUCCAGCACCAGCGCAUCCACACGGGCGAGCGGCCCUACAAGUGCCCUGACUGCGGGAAGAGCUUCAUCGAGAACUCAACGCUGAGGAAACACCGCCGGAUCCACACCGGGGAGAGGCCCCACCGGUGUGUGGAGUGCGGCAAGAGCUUCAGCCUCAGCUCCCACCUGGUGACGCACCAGAGGAGCCACACCGGGGAGCGGCCUUACAAAUGCGAGGAGUGCGGGAAGGGCUUCGCCGACACGUCCUCCCUCAUCAUCCACCGCCGGAGCCACACCGGGGAGAAGCCCUACAAGUGCGACGUGUGCGGCAAGGCCUUUGUGCUGAGCUCCGUCUACCUGAACCACCGCCGGACUCACACCGGGGAGAAGCCUUUCGGCUGCCCCGACUGCGGCCGCGCCUUCCGCCAGUGGUCGCAGCUGGUCAUUCACCGGAGACUCCACACGGGCGAGCGGCCCUACAAAUGCCCCUAUUGCAACAAGGGGUUCUGCGACAGCUCCACCCUGACGAAGCACAAAAGGACCCACACGGGAGAGAAGCCAAACACGUGCGCCGAGUGCGGGGUGAGCUUCGGCUCGAAGGCGCAGCUGGAGGAGCAUCAGGCGCUGCACGGGGGAGAGGCGUCUGCUCUGGCUAUCCUGUAG